Cryptococcus amylolentus CBS 6039 is the source of this 3612-nucleotide messenger RNA. RefSeq lists its product as hypothetical. The coding region runs from base 955 to 3612 and encodes 885 amino acids. NCBI's taxonomy places the organism in Eukaryota, Fungi, Basidiomycota, Tremellomycetes, Tremellales, Cryptococcaceae. The record is from RefSeq and is a predicted model, not a curated record. Gene Ontology annotation, molecular function: aspartic-type endopeptidase activity. Gene Ontology annotation, biological process: proteolysis. The transcript is spliced from 17 exons.
GCCAUCGUCUUUUCAUCUUGCCAUUCCACAUCAGCCGAACACCUCCAUCAGAUACUACAUAUUUGUCAUCUACUACCAAUCGAAUAAGCAAAAGAACAUCGGAGAAUGGCUGUUUGUAUUCCCCUUGUUUGCGGGUUUCCAAACAAGUUCAAACAGGAUGCGCCCGAACCAAGUGGACGUAUGUGUCCCAGAUGUCAUAACGCCUCCGUCGUGGGCGGUGCAACUCGAACAUGGUUUGAAUUCUUCUGGAUCCCUCUGAUCCCUUUUGUGAAGCAUGAAAUCUGGCUUUGCUCCAUCUGCCGCUGGGAAAUGCGUAAAGGCGAUGGAUAUGAUCCUCAACCGCCGAAUGGGUAUAAUGGACGUCCGCCGCCGCCAAAUGGAAAGUAGUUUUUCUUGGGGCAAGUCUUGGCGAGCGGGGCGUCAAGCGGAGUGGGAAAGUACCGGGAAGAGUAGGAUGGGGGUAGUGUUGUAUAGUAAGAAGGGUUGACAUACACGGAGCUCAAGAUAAUUGUAGUGCCGAUGAAAACAGAAAAGGCGUGAAUAUAGAUACUCCCCAAGAGGGAGCUGCAUACCAAAGUUGAACGACCUCCAUCCGCGCGGAGCUAACGGGUCCUUUGGGUUGUGUAUUUGGUUGCGAUUCUCGACGUUGUCAUUACCACCAUCCGCUUUAUCAGGACCUGAUCUGUAGUAUACCGAACAAGAAGAAGGACUGUAUCGACGACAGACUCUAUCAAACCACUAUCGUACUAACACGUACUUGGGACACGACCAUCGCCUACCGACGUCGCUUGCCCUGUCAAUCCUUCGCCAUCUCCGUCCCCCCUCUCGUCCGCCUCACCUGCACCAUCGCUCGACUUCCUCGAGCCAUCUCUGGCGUUGGCUCAUUACUCUUUCCGGCAUCAAAGUCCCUCGUCAUCUACCCCUCACCUGAGACUCUCUCCUUCAAAGAGCACCAUGCCCCUCCCACACCUCCCUCUCCUACUCUCCCUCCCUCUUCUCUCUCUACCAGCUCUAGCCGACCACAAACUCGACCUAACCCGUAUGGGCGCAGCCUACACCGGUCUCCCAUUAUACAGGUCCGGCGCGGGGACGAAUGUCUUGCAGAUCGGGGUGGGUACGCCGGAGGUCGUUGUCAAUCUUACUGCUUCGACGAAUGUGGAGUUUAUGAUGGUUACUACUGAUGAGUGUGAUGAUUGUACGCAAGACAGCGCAACAUACUCGAUAGAAGACUCAUCUUCCGUUUCCACUAUCCAACAAGCCCUCAUACACACAUUCAUCUACCCCAUCGGCUCCACCAACACCCUCUCCCUCGCUGGCGAGCUCGCCUCUGAAAUUCUCUCUGAUGAACGGCAAGAUACCGAUACCACCCGCCCCAUCGCUCUGGUCUCGGAUGUACAAGAGGACGAUGAAGAAGGGAGACUGAGGGGGACGGCGGUGGAGUUGAGUGAUGGGACGAGUGGGUUUUGGGGUAUGGGCGUUUUUCAGGAUAAUAAGAAUAGGUCGAUGAUACCGAAUAUGAUACUCGUCAAUGGCGACGGCGCUCCCUCACAGGAAGUAUCAUUCACAGUGGGCUUUGAUAUAGCGAAUAGGUCGACGUCGGAUACGGAGACUGCGGGGACGGUGCAUUGGGGAGGUGUGCCGAAUGGAAGCUGGACGGGCGAUUUUAAUUGGAUUGAAGCGAAUCGGUCUGUUGCUGGGAGCUGGGGCUUCGGGCUGGAUAGGAUGAGGGUGGAGGAUGAGGUGAUUGACUUGAGCGGUAACUACUACGCUUCAAUCGACCCCGCCUUCGACGCAAUCUACCUCCCAACCUCCAUCGCCGAAAAGUUCUUCUCCAAAGUCCCCGACGCCUCUCGCGACUCUUCCGACCGUACCCGCUGGAACAUUCCCUGCGACAUCAACAUCUCCCUCACCCUCACCAUCGCAGACACGACUUAUGGUAUCGCGUCGUCUCAGCUGGUGCAGACGCGGGGUGAGGCGACGGGGAGGUCGUGUUGGAGCUCGGUGGUGGCGUGGGGGAAUGGGAGUGUGCCGGAGGCGCAGGGGGAGGUGAGGCUGGGGACUCCUUUCAUGUCGAAUGUUUAUUCCGUGCUUUAUUAUACCGACGGGGCCCAGUACAUCGGUCUGGCAGGUAAACCCAACAGCGUGAACGCCCACAAUCUCGCCUCAUCCAACCCUGGCAGUCACCCCAACAUGAAACUCGCCGGCAUCCUAAUCGGCGUCUUCCUAGGCCUCCUCCUCCUCCUCGUCUGUAUCUGUUACUCCCGCAACCGCAAUUCAUUCCAAUCCAUGUGGUAUCGCGCGGUCCGCCGACAACAGCGCGCUGAGAUGAACGCCAUGGUGCGUGGGGCGACGCUACCGCCGCCGAUGAUGGGGCCGGUGGGGCCGAUGGCGCAUAUGGGCCCGCCGAUGGGUGUUGGGGUGGGGAUGAUGCCCGCGAUGGGGGUUGGGAUGGGGCCGGGGAUGGCGGCAGGGAUGGGGCCUAUGGGACCUAUGGGACAUAUGGGGCCGAUGGGUGGGAUGGGACCGAUGGGACCGAUGCCGAUGGGUGGGCCGCCGGGAAGUCAUAUGGGCAUGGGCAUGGGCAUGGGCAUGGGAAUGCCCCCGAACGCCAACCCCGCAUUAUACCAGUCCGUCCCUCCCCCUUACCAACAACCUCCUCCUGCUUCAAACCAAAACCCCCAAACCCAACCUUUGUUGGCCGCCCACGCAAGGGACGAGAUGGAUCGUGAGAGAGAUCUGGAAAAGUCUCCGGAUAUGGCGGAUAGGGAUAGGCAGCAGCAGCAGCAGGGGUAUUAUUCGCCGGGGUUGGUGGAGACUUCGCCGCCGACGUCGGCGUGGAGGAUGAGAUCGCCUGCGCCUGCGCCUGCUCCAAACCCUGCGCGCGCUUCGUUGAUAGCCAAGUCGGGUUCGCAGAGAUCGCUCAGGCCGAAAAGAGAUUCGGGCGGGAUGGGGUAUGGGGCGGCGCCGUUGCCGGGGUCUGGGAAUUCCGGGAAUAGGAGAGCGUCGGGGAGGGUGGCGAGGACGGCGUCGGGGAUGUCGGUGGGGAAGACUUGGGAUGAGUUUGGGAAUGGCGCAGCAGCAGGGCAGGGAGGUAGUGGGGCGGGAGGAUUCGCGGCGAGGAAUGAGUUUAGGCAUUCUCGUCAGCCGAGUCAGACUCGUCCGAGGGAGUCUUACGACGAACCUCAACGCCAAUCCUCGCCCCGAUCUCAACUUCAGUCUCCACCCCGAUCUCAACAACACCAAAAUCAAAAUUACGCUGCCUUCCCUGGGUCGUCGCCCAUACCCGGUGAAGACCAUAUCUCCCCCGAACAGCUUCAUGCGCCUCAUCAUGCGCAGAAUUGGCCUCUGAUACCGACUCAGGGGCAUCAACAGCAAUUUGCAGAUUCGCCGUCGUCUGACGAGAAGAAACGGGGUAUCUGGCAAUGGCGCGCUGGCUCAGCGACGGGAAAUGCGGGCAAAGGCUCCUAUAAAGCUGUGAGCCCGAACAUGGGGGCAGGUGGGAAUGGGAAUGGGGGAGGGAAGAGGAGUAGUUGGUUCGGAGGGAGGAGCGGGGGGUGGAGAGAGGCAGAGAAGGAGAGAGAUCGUGUGCCGGUUGAAGGACAAUGGGCUUGA